AUGACCAAAGUAGAGACCAAGACAAUCACGGUCCUUCCAGGAGACCAUGUCGGUAGUGAGAUCUGCAGAGAAGCAAUAAAAGUACUCAAGUCGAUUGAAACUUCGACGCCUUUUCAAAAAUUGAACUUUGACUUUAAACACCAUUUGAUUGGAGGAGCUGCAAUUGACGCUACCGGUGUUCCCUUACCUGAUGACUCACUUGCUGCUGCCAAGUCGUCAGAUGCUGUACUUUUGGGUGCAGUGGGUGGCCCCAAAUGGGGUACUGGCUCUGUGCGUCCUGAACAAGGUCUCCUCAAAAUCCGUAAAGAAUUGAAUCUUUAUGCUAAUAUCAGACCAUGCAAUUUCGCCAGCGAGCUGCUUUUGGAAUUGUCCCCAUUGCGUCCAGAUAUUGUACGCGGAACAAACUUGAUCAUUGUACGUGAACUCGUAGGCGGGAUCUAUUUUGGAGACCGUCAAGAGCAAAAUGAGAGUCAUGAUGGUAAAACAGCAUGGGAUACUGAGAAAUACACUGUUGAUGAAGUUGCCCGAAUCACACGUAUGGCCUGUUUUAUGGCAAUGCAGCAUACACCUCCAUUACCUAUAUGGUCCCUAGAUAAGGCCAAUGUUCUUGCUUCAUCUCGUCUUUGGAGGAAAACAGUCGAUGAAAUAAUUAGUAAUGAGUUUCCACAAUUAACUCAUCAGCACCAGUUAAUUGACUCUGCAGCAAUGAUCCUUAUCCAAAACCCGACCAAACUAAAUGGGAUAAUCAUAACAUCAAACAUGUUUGGUGAUAUUAUCUCUGAUGAGGCUAGUGUUAUUCCAGGGUCUCUUGGUUUAUUGCCCAGUGCUUCUUUAGCAUCCUUACCUGAUACAAAUAAAGCAUUUGGGUUGUAUGAACCUUGCCAUGGCUCGGCCCCAGACUUACCUGAGAACAAAGUCAACCCAAUAGCUACUAUUUUAUCCGUGGCUAUGAUGUUGAGAUUAAGUUUGGAUUGUGUAAAGGAGGCAGAAGCAUUGGAAGAAGCGGUGAAACAAGUAUUGGAUAAGGGAAUAAGAACCGCCGAUUUGAAGGGGGAAAGCACUACAACGGAAGUUGGUGACGCAAUAGCCGAAACAGUUUCAAAGAUCUUGAAAUCAGGAAAAACAACGGCCUAA
Messenger RNA from Lodderomyces oxycetoniae, 1134 nucleotides. It is a transcript of the gene LEU2, whose product is annotated as 3-isopropylmalate dehydrogenase. The transcript has a single exon. NCBI's taxonomy places the organism in Eukaryota, Fungi, Ascomycota, Pichiomycetes, Serinales, Debaryomycetaceae. The record is from RefSeq and is a predicted model, not a curated record. Gene Ontology annotation, biological process: L-leucine biosynthetic process. Gene Ontology annotation, cellular component: cytosol. Gene Ontology annotation, molecular function: NAD binding; 3-isopropylmalate dehydrogenase activity; magnesium ion binding. Bases 1 to 1134 code for a protein of 377 amino acids.